Rhipicephalus microplus (southern cattle tick) is the source of this 546-nucleotide messenger RNA. RefSeq lists its product as uncharacterized. Lineage: Eukaryota; Metazoa; Arthropoda; Arachnida; Ixodida; Ixodidae. The record is from RefSeq and is a predicted model, not a curated record.
ACAAAGGAGUUGCGUGCCUGAAUGAAGCCGGGAAUGAGCUUCACCAUUGCAUGAGCAAGAUGCGCCACGAAAUGGAGAUCGGCGUGGUUGCUGCACCCAGAAAGGAAGUCGUCCACUAUUCUUGUUGUGCAUUCUACAAGGUCCAAGACUGUUUCGACGACGCCUUGUUGCCGUGUCCAAACGCAGCAGCGAAGGAAUUCAUGAACACCGUUCUGGACAAAAUAGUCGGGGAAGUCUUGAGUCUCGUUUGCGGCAAAUACUCGAGGGGAUCCACCGCCUGCAUGGAGCUGCCAGGGUUGGCACCGCCGUACCCGAGUAGUCUUGGCAGCAGAGACCUUUUCGAACUGGCCAUAGAAAAUGCUGCCAUCCUUGGUUCAAGGGGGUCUUGACAUUUCGUAGCGGUGAAACGAAUGUCAAUGAAGCAUACUGUUUUACCGUUUUGCUGUGCUGUGUGGACUUUGCGAUAAUCUCAUCUUCGUAAAUGAAUUACAGGUUAGCUCUUUUACCGACCAUGGUGAUGCACUAAUAAAGGCAAUAUUGCUGUAA